Molecule: messenger RNA, 593 nt
Organism: Daphnia magna
Lineage: Eukaryota; Metazoa; Arthropoda; Branchiopoda; Diplostraca; Daphniidae
Exons: 5
Coding region: 7-504 (165 amino acids)
Source: RefSeq, a predicted model, not a curated record
GAUGUGAUGGGAUAUAAAAGCGCGUCGGUAACGCAAGCUAAAUCAUCAGCUACAUCUCGUCGCUUCUCCUGUUCUCGUCAGAUUUUCAGAAUGCGUUCGCAAUCACCUUGUGGUGUAACUAUUCCAAUCAGAUUUUUAGUCUUGGUCGUUCUCGGAUGCGUGCUACCAACAAUCUUUGCCACUCCCUCGAAUCCUGCUGUCGGCCUUGAAGAAAAUGGAUUGGCCGUUAAUAAUGAUAGAGACGAUAUGACUGAUACUGACGAAAGCGUGGCCACCGUAUUGAUGUUGCUUCGGCGAUAUGGAUGCCCAAUUGCCAGGGGAGCAGCACGAAUGUGUCGUUUAAUACGCAACGGAGACAUCGAUGAUCAAGUAUUGCUGGAAAGAUCUGAUGACGAAGAAUUGGAUGAAAUUGACAUGAAUAAAGUCCGUGAGAUAGUUAGGAAAUACGGAUGUCCAGUGAUGAAAGCCUUCGCUUUUGCAUGCAAGCUGAUCCCCGGUAAAUAACUGAUUGGGUUUUCUGCAUGGCUAGCUACUCUAUUAAUUUGUGGUAGUCUGUGUUGUGAUUGACGGCAAUAAAAAAAGAAAUCAACAUA